GAGGAGCUGGAGCAUCUGAACCAGGCUAGUGAGGAGAUCAACCAGGUGGAGCUACAGCUAGAUGAGGCCAGGACCACAUACCGGAGGAUCCUUCAGGAGUCUGCAAGAAAGCUUAACACACAGGGCUCUCACUUGGGGAGCUGUAUUGAGAAGGCCCGACCCUACUAUGAGGCUCGACGACUGGCUAAGGAGGCCCAGCAGGAGACACAAAAGGCAGCAUUGCGCUAUGAGCGUGCUGUGAGCAUGCACAAUGCUGCCCGGGAGAUGGUCUUCGUGGCUGAGCAGGGUGUCAUGGCUGACAAAAAUCGACUGGACCCUACAUGGCAGGAGAUGCUCAACCAUGCUACCUGUAAGGUAAAUGAGGCAGAGGAAGAGCGUCUUCGAGGCGAGCGGGAACAUCAGCGUGUGUCCCGGCUGUGCCAGCAGGCUGAAGCUCGGGUCCAGGCCCUGCAAAAGACCCUCCGACGGGCCAUUGGCCAGAGCCGACCCUACUUUGAGCUCAAGGCCCAGUUCAGCCAAAUCUUGGAGGAGCACAAGGCCAAGGUGACAGAACUGGAGCAGCAGGUGGCACAGGCCAAGACCCGCUACUCAGUUGCUCUGUGUAACCUGGAACAGAUCAGCGAGCAGAUUCAUGCCCGGCGCCGGGGCUUGCCUCCUCAUCCUCUGGGCUCGCGGCGAUCUUCCCCUGUGGGGGCUGAAGCUGGGCCUGAAGGCAUUGAGGAUGGGGACAGUGGGAUCGAAGGGGCAGAGGGUGGGGGCCUGGAGGAGGGCAGCAGCCUUGGGCCUGGUCCAGGCCCAGAUACGGACACGCUGAGCCUAUUAAGCCUUCGCACCGUGGCCUCUGACCUGCAGAAGUGUGACUCAGUGGAGCACCUGCGUGGCCUCUCGGACCAUGCCAGUCUGGAUGGCCAAGAGCUGGGACCCCAGAGCCGGGGACGCCGGGGAAGGGACAGUGGAGUCAGGGGCCGGCAUCAGCACAGUGUCAGCCUGUAGCUUUGUGACCAAUGUGCUGGCAUGACUUCUACUAUGGGCAACCAAGGCCCCACAGGCCUUUUUCUCCUCGAGUCCUGUCUGCCCCAGAUUUGGUCUGCAGCCUUCCCUGGGCAAGGUCAGCUGUGUCUCAGUCCUGUCUCCCUAGCUUUCUCACAGUCCCUUCUUUCAGGAGGCAGCUCUCUCUUUGCCUUACCCACACCCAGAAGGCUUGCGCUCUGGCCCUGUCUCCUUGUCCCCUCCUGGCACUUGAGUCUCUCUGAUGCUCUCUGAUUUCCUCUUCUGACCUGACUUCUAUCUGUCUGGCUUUUCCCCUCAGGGAACUUGGUCUAGAAGACACAGAAAGGUCACAUGAGAACACAUGUCCUAGCCCAAGUGGUUGGACAGGUCCUCACCUGGUGUCCACUGGUACUGUCUUCCCAGAAGGCAGCUCCCCAGGGUGCGCUGGGUAUGCUGCUGAGUCCCGGCAGCCUGUGCUCUUGUCCUGUCCUAGCUUGCCUGUGAGCAAUGUGUAAAAUGUCCAUGUGCCUCUGGAAGACACCACCUUCUGUCAGUGCACCCCUUGUGACCUUAGCUGCUGUUCUGUGUCCAUAAUUCAGUGUCAGGUGGGGGAGCCAAACCCUGUUAUCAAUGCGGCUAUUAGGACCAACUCCAAAUGGCC
Messenger RNA from Cricetulus griseus (Chinese hamster), 1651 nucleotides. Lineage: Eukaryota; Metazoa; Chordata; Mammalia; Rodentia; Cricetidae. The record is from RefSeq and is a predicted model, not a curated record.